UUCUUUGUUUCAGCUAUUGAACUUGUUGACGAAGCUGCUGCAAAGCUGAAGAUGGAGAUCACUGGUAAACCAACUGAACUCGAUGAAAUAGAUAGUGCUGUGAUCACACUGGAGAUGGAAAUGCUUUCUUUGAAAAAGGAUAAUGAUAAAUUUUCUAAAGAACGGCUACAGAAGAUUGAAAAUUAUUUGAUCACGCUUAAAGACAAACAAAAAAUCGAUGGAGUGAACCAGGAAAUUGCAUCAGCUAUAUGUGAAUUUGAUCAAAACCGUGUUGAUGAUAAUAAGAAUUCCAUACUUAUGUCCCUCCAACGCCAAUUAGAAGAAUCUCAUGAACUUCAGAGAGUCUGA
This is a messenger RNA of Thlaspi arvense, 348 nucleotides long. NCBI's taxonomy places the organism in Eukaryota, Viridiplantae, Streptophyta, Magnoliopsida, Brassicales, Brassicaceae. The record is from the annotation of a GenBank genome assembly.